This is a messenger RNA of Platichthys flesus (European flounder), 7671 nucleotides long. RefSeq names its product zinc finger protein 462-like. Gene Ontology annotation, cellular component: nucleus. Gene Ontology annotation, biological process: regulation of gene expression. The record is from RefSeq and is a predicted model, not a curated record. Bases 170 to 7483 code for a protein of 2437 amino acids. The transcript has 11 exons. Lineage: Eukaryota; Metazoa; Chordata; Actinopteri; Pleuronectiformes; Pleuronectidae.
CCGAAACGUGCGGUGUCUUCAUGUUUCCCACAUCAUCGCCUGUAAAAAUCACAUCAUAAACCUCCGGCUGUGUGUGUCCGUCUGCGUGAGGAGGCACGGCGUGUAGCAGCGGAGCAUCACGGCGGUUCUCUGCUUGUAGAGAAUGAUCUGGCUGUAGGAGGGAUGCACGAUGCAAAAAGAUUCCAUGAGCUUUGCCAUCCCUGGCCACACAAUGCCCAGGCAGCCUGCCCCCGAAGAGUCCUCCGUCAAGUCCUUCUGCUGCAGUAACUGCUCGCUCGUCUUCCCCUCCAAGAUCUCCCUGUUUCAACACGUGACCUUUGAGCACGGCUCGGUGUCUGACGAGGACGAGGACGACGCCGACAGCAACAGGCUGGAAAGUAUUUAUUUAUGUCACAGCUGUGGUUUUGUAGCUCGUGGCCAGGGGGAGUUAAAGGAACAUGAGAAGCAGUGUGGUAAGAAGCCGGAGAGUCAAGAUCAGACAGGGAAUCCUGUCGUUCCCGGAAGCCACAAGAGUGCAAAAGGAGCAGUCAUGUCUACCUCGAAAUCUUCAACAUGCAUGCUUUACUCGUCAAAAGAUCUGAAAACGUACAAGGGGCCGCUGCAAAUGCAAACUAUCACUAAAUUCUUAACAGCAGCACCUCAACCGCCCUCGGUGAAGCCAGCCGAGAGCCCGGUGUCCCCGAGCGGCACAACUGGAACCCUGCUUCUGGAGCAGUCUCCCUCAGACCUCAGCCCAAACAGCAGUGGUGUGUUUAAGGUCACGGCAAAGUCCACGAUUGACAUGUCGUGCGCCCCUACUAAUCACUGUAUGGUAGAUAAUCACUUUUUAAUAUCCGAGCUGAGCUCUCACAAGCCCAAGGAGCAACCCAAUGACCCAGUUCAUGAAAACAGCAAGAGGAGGAGCAACUGGGGACACCAGGACAGUCAACCGGCUAAAAAAGCUAAGAUGGACGAAGAGGAGACAAAACUCCCAGGGAUCGAGGACGCAAGUAAACAACCGACAGGCAGCACUGACUUUUCUUUUGAAAUUAGCGACGACGAACAUGAAAGGAAGUUAAAGCUCUCCAAAAGAGCCGUGGAAAUCCCAACCACUUAUUUUUGUAAACACUGUGACUACAGUGAUGCUGUCGUCAGGCUCAUGUCCUUCCAUUACCAGAGCGACCACCCUUACAUAAGAUGUAGUGCCACGUACAUUCAGGAUCCCAGUGACCAGAGCGUCACCUUCCGCUGCCUGGAGUGUCCCGUGGAGUUUUUAGCUGAAGCGCACCUCCAGAAACACUACACUGAAAAACACCCAGACGCCCCUAAAGUAUUCAUGAUGCAUUCGUGUGAGCUGGUUUACAAAUGUUUUGUUUGUACGUUCAUCAGUAAUGAAUUGAAAGCCCUGACAGAACAUUACAAAGAGGAGCACCCGACACAUAAAGCGGACGAUUCCUUGUUGUACUGCAAAUAUACAGCGCCCGUGAUCCAAGAGGGAUCGUCAGAGUUGACCACGUGUAGGAAAACGCACAGCCCGGGAACAUCGGGGGGGAUUUCUCCCAAGAACGCAGAUGCACAACCUGAAGAAAUCAAAAAUGCCCCCUCGCCCCUACACACCACCUCAGACCACAGAGGAGAGGAGGUGGUUUUGUAUCAUUGCAGCAGCUGUGUAUUUAGUCAUAAGUCAGCAGUCGGUAUGCAUGUCCACUAUCAGAGAAAACAUCCAGACGAAAUGGUCACAAUCAACAAAAUCAAACAGUCGGCUUCUGUGUCAUCGCAAACAACCUCCCAGGCCUCAGCUGAGAGUUCAUCGAGUGUGACGGAGAACUCUGUGCCUCAAAAGGACGACUCCGGUUCCCCCGAAACGGAAAGAAGCAAAGCUGGGGUGUCGGUGAAGAAGCUUUCAUCGACACUAACGUCUCCGAAGAACAGAACUUCUAAGACUCAAUCCGAGUCUCCCAAAAUAGAGAAAGUGAAACCUGAAGCAGACGUAAAGCAAACAAAGACAACCCCUAGCAAAUGGAACAGGGAGCUGUCAUCUGGAAUCGACGGCUCAUCCCCCGGCUCUCUCGAUAAAAUGUUUUACUGCCAGUUCUGCACCUUUUCAAAUACCAACAUCAGGAGCGUCGUUGCUCAUCACAACAUGAAACACGCUGAGCAAGGACUAACGGGUACUGAGGAGGUCUGGUGGUAUAACAACAAGUUGCAAAAGAAGAAACUGCAAAGUGAAGCCGAGACCUCAACAAGUGCUGCUUCCCCUCACUCCAAAUCCAGUGAAAGAGUCGAGGGGUGGAAGGAAAGAAAACGUCGGAAUGAAGAAGCUACCUCCAAGACGGAAGUGAAUCCCUAUGAGCGUGUAGAAGACUUGUUUUACUGUCAACUGUGCAACCUCGCAAAUGUCAGUUUAAAGGGAAUUAAGAACCAUCAGGGCAAAACCCACAAGCACCUGACUGCCAAGCAAGAACCCAUCCUUAAACACACCGCUCUGAUUCGUGCUGAACUCAAACAGUCGCACACGAAGGACUCCUCCUCGUCUUUUCGUCUACCUCUCCCGCUCAUGAACGAUGGCGACGUGGACUGUUUUUUCUGCCACUUUUGCAACUACAGACAUAAUUCCGUUAACCAAGUAGUGAGACAUUACAUCAGCAGACAUCCUGGGUUUGUGGUUAAGAACCACCAAGUCCUGCAAUACACUGCUACGCUUCUCCAGCAGAUGGAGGAGUCGCACCCGGAAACGUCCGCAAGCCGAGAAGAAGUGACUAAGACUAAAAAAGUAAAAACACUGCCGACCACACAGACCCAGAGGACCCUUAGGUGCUACAGAUGCACAUUCAGCUGUCAGUACGUGAAUGUGCUGAGGACGCACAUGUUGAAGGUUCACAAGACAAAUCGCAGGACAACGGAUAUUCUAAGAGUGUGUUAUAAACAAGGGAUGUUGGAGACGGGUUUUCACUGCGACAGGUGUGUUUUCUCCCACAAGAGUGCAGCAGUGUUGUUUCAGCACAGCCAGGAACAACACCCCAAACGUAAAAUCACUCUCGAGUACGUCUCCACCAGGUUGUACGUCGGCCCCGACUCAUUUGUCCCUCAACGGAAAGGAAAGCAUAAAAAGGCCCACACCGGUGAUGGUGAUGGGAGAACUGGACAAAGUGAGACCAAGAUGUUUUCGUGCCAAGUGUGCUCAUUUAAAGGAAGCUCAAUGUCCAGUAUCACACGCCACUGCUGUGCUGUGCAUCCCUGGUCCGUGAAAGACGAUGGCACCAUCCUCAGCAGCAAGAAGCCAAGUCCCCAGAUUUUGGAAGACCACACAGAAAUUCCAGAAUCCUUCGACAGCUACCAAGCUCCUCUUGGAGACGGCGACUCGCCCGAUUCCUCUAAUGAAGCUGCAGAUUGUUCCAACUGGUUCAAGUGCAAACACUGCACUGCAUGGUUUAGUACCUGGCACGGUCUCAACACUCACAGUGGAAUGAAACACCCAGACGCUAAGAUUGAUGGGACAGCACACGUGCAUGUCUUCAAAUGUCCCCACUGUACUUACAUCAACGCCAGCUAUCAUGGAGUUUUAACCCACUGCCAGAAGAGCCAUCCUGACUCGGAGUCCAGUGCAGACAGUCAUUUCAUGGAUGAAAUGCAUCUACGCAGCUGGACCAACUCUUCGACUAAAAGAGGCCCGGGUGACACUUCAAGAAUCAACGGCUACAUGUGUGAAGCUUGUCCUCAAAUCAGUGCAACUCGGGAGAAGCUGAACAGGCACUGUGAGCGAGAGCAUAUCAAGACCGACCCGAGCCCUGAUCCCAACACCGUGCACAAACCGUCCGCUGUGAGGAAACUACGCCAACCUAACACCUACAGCUCUCUAGGAUCAGUGUCAAAAGCUUCUGUCCUGCAGAAGAAGAAGUACCAGAUGUUGAAGUGCCAGCUCUGCAGUUAUAAGUGCAGCACAAAAAUUGGGCUGGGUCGCCACAUGCAAGUGAACCACAGGCCAUCGUCUUAUUCACAGUUUAAGGAUGGUGUGUUCAAGUGUGCCCUGUGUCCGAAGUCGUACUUCACAAAAAGGCAUCUUGCACGGCAUUAUACUGUUAAACAUGGAAAGCUCUCCCUCGCUAAAUACUUUACACCACUGUACCCGCGGCUCACAACGCUAACGGCCCCCGACACGUCUGAGUCGAGCGCAACAGCAGAAGACGAAAAGAUAUUAGUGUACAAGUGUCCGUCCUGUCCCUAUGUGAACGCUAGCUACCAUGGAACGCUCACCCACUGCCAGAUGAUGCAUCCUGCUAUCGUAGUCAGAGCAGACAGACUUCAAACAGACACAAUCCUCGAGAGCCAAAUGGUCCAAAGUUGGUCGGGUAAAGGUUCAAAGCAUAAAGGGUUCGCGUGUAAGAAAUGUCCACUGAUUUAUGCAUCGUUGACAAAACUGAAAGUCCAUAGUGUGAAGAGCCACACACAGGCCCGACCCACAGCUUCUGAACUUUCAGUUGAAGAGACUGACACUGAGAAGCAGCCUGAUCACGGCUCAGGGGGCUCGACAUCCCAGGUUUCCUCUUUAAAAAUCGAAUCAUCCCCAGUGAAUGUCACAAACACCGACCACGAUCAACAGCCAGGCUCUCCUGACACCCUCCACCUGUCCCUGGAAAACAAGGACAUGCUGUACGAGUGUGACCUGUGUUCCUACGCAGGGAUAUGUAGGAAGUACCUGCACUGUCACUACAAAAACAUGCACAAGAUGGAUACAUCCAGCAUAUCCAAGCAGCUGGAGAAGUACAACAAGCGUAACAAAUACAUGCCCAGAGUUCCAUCUAAAGAACGGGUUCGAUGUAAGAAGUGUCCACAACUAGUGUUUGAAACAUCUCAGCUGCUCAUCGUCCACUACACCAACUUUCACAGCUCCAACUUUCAAAUGGACUUUACAGUGAUAAAGCGAAGAACAAAAAAGAACCCGGGACUCUUCAAGUGUGACCACUGCAGCAAACACAUAGUAGGAACCAGGAAGCUGUGUCACCACCUGGAACGCCAUGGAGCAGGGAUGAAGACAAGGGCAUCAGUGGCCGAGACGACCACACCAGAGACCCCACCCGAUGAAAUCUGCCAACAAGACGAGCCGCCCAUGUUAGAACCCGUGCAGGACCUGACUUAUUGGAAUGUGACGCCAGUGAAGGAAGAGGAAUCGAUGGAGGACAAACGCACCUGCCGGCAGUGUGGACGGUCGUUCAUGUCCCUGAAGGGUUUGCGUUCACAUGAGCGCAGCCACGCAGCGCUGGCGGCCAUCAUGAAACUGGACAAGCUGUCUUCAUCACUACUGAAGCACAACAUAGAUGAAUACGUCCUCUUCAAAGCUGGGACCCUCCGGCCGUUCCUCUGCAACUUCUGCCCCUUCCGCACGACUGUCCUCGGCCUGUGGAGGAGUCAUUUCAUCAGAAAACAUCGAGAUGUGUUCAUGAAUGAAGUGGAGACUGAAAACGAAGAUGAGGAGAACUCUCAGAGAAACAACCCGGAUCCUCCUCAAUCAUCAGAGGAAAACAGCAACUCGCCCGAACCUGACGAAGAAGUUGAAAUAGCUGAAAGAUCAAUGUACCUGGAGCCUCCAGAUGUGCAGCGGCAGCUGAACCACUACAACUUGAUGGCGCAGACUGGACGUGCAGCCAAAGCCGAGGUGCAAGCACCCAAGUUACCAGAGAGCUGUUUGCUCCACUGUGAGCUCUGCAGCUUCAGCACCGGACACCUUUCCAGUGUGCGACGACAUUACUUAAACCGCCACGGGAAGAAGAUCCUCAAGUGUAAGGACUGUGAAUUCUUCACUGCAUUGAGGAAAACCCUUGAGUUGCACAUGGAGCACGGUCACUCUACAUUUCAGUCCGAGCCGACCCACCUGAGGGACCUGCGCUGCCCGCUCUGCCUCUACCAGACCAGGAACAAGAAUAACAUGAUUGAUCACAUCGUCCUACACCGUGAGGAGCGUGUCGUGCCGAUAGAGGUGCGUCGCCCAAAGCUGUCCCGCUACCUCCGGGGCAUCGUCUUCCGCUGUCACAAAUGCACUUUCUCCUGCGGCAGUGCUGAGAACCUGAGUUUGCACAUAACGAAGCACGAUGACGUCAAACCCUACAAGUGUCGACUGUGCUACUUCGACUGCACUCAGCUGAGCGAGCUGGAGGCGCACCUGAGCGAUAAGCAUCAGGUUGAGAGGAACCAUGAGCUUGUGGGUCAGGUCAGCCUUGAUCAGCUAGAGGCACAGGAUGGUAGGAUAGCAGAAGAGGAGGAGGAAGAAGAAGAAGAGAAGGAGGAGCUGUUAUCAAACUCUGAGCCGCACAACAGCACGGGGGAGGAUGUGAAAAUCAGGUUGGUCUCAGGCUUCAAGGACGUUAAACAUGAAACACUAGUUGCGGACCCGGCAGAAGAUAACCUUCCGAAGAAAGUUACACAACAGUUGAAGGAUACGUGUCUGAAGCAUGAGCAGGAGACAAGAGGACAGACGAGUGAGCCAACAGUGGAAAAUAAUGCCAGGAAAGGAAACGCCUCAGAGUCUGAGGAAAGCGACUGUUCAGAGAGAGAGAGGCAGACCAACGAGAACCAAGCCCAACUCCAAGUGAGAGCUAGUGAGGACAACAGCGUAAUGUCCACACGCCAAAGAGAGGAGGCGGUCGAGAGAGACUCUGCAGCAUGUGAUGAGAUGGUGGACAAAAAAGAGUCCAAUUUAAGUUUGAGGACGCUGCAGGACAGAACGUCAGCCAUUGAGUCGAGAGCAGAAGACGAAAUACUGCGUCACAUCCUGGUGAUGGAUGAGGACGGCAGCGUCCACAAGAAGCACAACAAGGCAGAACACGAGAGGAUGGUUAGGAAAGACCAGAGCCUGGAGACCAAGGUUCUAGAUAAUGUUCUGAGUGAGCUGCUGGACGAGGAGCGUACAAUGUCUUCGGCCCAUAAAAUGAAAACUAAAUGUGAUUCAGAGGCCAAGACGAGUCACAUGCAGGGAAACAACCUCAGGAGUCGGGAGGAUUUCAAAUGUGGAAGUCCUUCCCGAACGCCUCUUCCAGUCUGUGACCACCUGAACGAGGAGAGCUCAGGUUUGUCAUUAACACACUGCAAAGAGGAACACGUGAGCCAACAGGAACACGUGAGCCAACAGGAACACGUUGAGGAGCCAUCGGACCCGUACGGAGACAUGCCAGUGCUUGAGAAUGAAUAUCUGAAGGAGACAUCGUACCCGCAAGACGGCUGCAAGGAGGAAGAGGAGGAUGAGCUCGAGCAGCGGCAGGACAAAGGAGAUGAAGCGAUGACUGAAGACGACGAGAGCGGACGCACAGAUCGGGAACAUGAGGAGGGAGACGGGACGGAGGAGGCCAACAGUCCACGUGUGGGCAAAAGUGGGGUCACAGCUUCAGGGGGAGCUUCUGAAGUCCCGCGUCCCUCAGUCACAGGAAAUAAACUUUACACUUGUGAACUCUGUGGACGAAACCUCGUGAGCGGCUCAGACUUGAAGCGUCACAUUAUGAGACAUGGAAUUUAACCGUUUUCAUGACGUUGCGGACAUCAAGACUCAGCAUCCACUGGGUUUUUGAUGUGGGAGGUUCGAUUUUGUUAGUGUCAACUGUCCUGUCCCCUAACGUUACUAUGUAUUUGUAAACAGCUUGUUAACUACUUCAUUUUUCAUGUUUUGUAGAUUUUUUUUAACUUUUUUUAAUGAUCUCAUUUUAU